This is a messenger RNA of Capsicum annuum, 1352 nucleotides long. RefSeq names its product homeobox-leucine zipper protein ATHB-12. Gene Ontology annotation, biological process: positive regulation of DNA-templated transcription. Lineage: Eukaryota; Viridiplantae; Streptophyta; Magnoliopsida; Solanales; Solanaceae. Gene Ontology annotation, molecular function: DNA-binding transcription factor activity, RNA polymerase II-specific; sequence-specific DNA binding. The transcript is spliced from 2 exons. The coding region runs from base 125 to 799 and encodes 224 amino acids. Gene Ontology annotation, cellular component: nucleus. The record is from RefSeq and is a predicted model, not a curated record.
UGCUAGCUAUAAAUAAUAACAGAACCCAAUUGUUUAGCAAGUCUCCAAUAAAUUAAUACUCUAUUUCUUAUCCCAUCAAACAAUUUGAACCUUUCAAGUGUAUUGGAACUCACUAAACAAAGUGAUGGAAGCAGAAGAUGGUCUAGCUGAGUGUUCAAAGAAGAAGUGUGAAGAUGGUAAAAGGUUUAGUGAUGAACAAGUGAAGGCACUUGAAUCCAUGUUUAAACAAAAGACAAAGCUUGAACCAAGCAAGAAGCUUGAGCUUGCAAGAGAUCUUGGGCUGCAAACUCGUCAAGUUGCUAUUUGGUUUCAGAACAGAAGGGCCAGAUGGAAAACAAAGCAACUCGAACACGAACACGAAUACAGACUACUGAAAGCUGAAUUUGACAAUUUAGCUGUGCAAUUUGACUCAUUGAAGAAAGAAAAGGAAUCGUUGCUCAAGCAGUUAAAGGAACUAAAUGAUCAUCUGGAAAGCAACCAUGCUGAUUGCAACAGAAGGCAAGAUUCAAUAGGCAGUGAAGUCUAUACAAGCUCAGAAAAUGUAGGAACAGAACUAGAUUUGAAGGACAAUAUCCCAGGUUGCUUAAAUGAGAGUUUAGAUCAUGAGAGGAUUAAGGGAGCGGAUAGUGACAGAGAAGGAACAUUCAUCGAAUACUUUAGGUGCAAAGAAGUAGCAGAGUUUUGGAACAUGGAGGAAUUAGGAGACAGUUCCUUAGGAUCACCUGAGCACUGGUAUGCGGUAGGUCAAGGUGGUUCCUUCGAACCGUCAUGUGCCAAUUCCAAGUGGUGGGAAUUUUGAACACGACAAAUACACCAAAACUUUCAAAGGAGUCAAUUAUGACAGAAACUUGAUCAAUAAAACAGUUUCUUUUUUUUUUUCCACACUGAUAGAGAACCAAGGUUGCGCAGAAAUAGAAGGAAGACGCUUCCCCCACAGUUGCUUUUAUCCAUUGUGCCGAGAGUCUGCAAAGAGCUUGCCAAAAUGAUUUGCAGUAGAACUAGUAGCAUGAACAGUCGAGGUUUUACAUGUGAUUCAGGAGCAUAACAAGAGAAACACUUGCCUUUUUCCGAAAUAUUGCAGUGAUGUUCUUUUUCUUUUGGGAUUGACAGCUCGUAAUGUAUUUCACAAGAAAAAAUUGUUUAUAGGGCUUUUCUGUAUGAUAAACAGUUAAUUAAAAAUGGAUAUAUCGUUCCUCAAAUUGCCCGCCAAUCUGCAGUAUGAAAGCUGAAAUUCCAAGAAUGGAAGUCUAAAGAAUCAUGGAAAUCAAAGACCAACGCCUAUCACUGCUGAAACAAAAUUGCAUAUACCUUUUACUCACAUGAAGUCGUACAACCAAGUCAAAAAAGUUAAA